Messenger RNA from Mucor velutinosus, 1488 nucleotides. RefSeq lists its product as uncharacterized. The record is from RefSeq and is a predicted model, not a curated record. Gene Ontology annotation, molecular function: L-lactate dehydrogenase (cytochrome) activity; heme binding. The coding region runs from base 1 to 1488 and encodes 495 amino acids. Lineage: Eukaryota; Fungi; Mucoromycota; Mucoromycetes; Mucorales; Mucoraceae. The transcript is spliced from 6 exons. Gene Ontology annotation, biological process: lactate metabolic process.
AUGAGCGUCAUCUCGCCUCAGGAAGUAGCCAAACACAACACUAAAGAUGACAUUUGGGUCAUUAUUCAUGGCAAAGUCUAUGAUCUAACCAACUUUCUUCCUGAACAUCCUGGAGGACAAAAGAUUAUCUUAAAGUACGCUGGUAAAGAUGCCACCAGUGCAUUUGAGCCCAUUCAUCCUCCUGAUAUCAUUCAGCGUUUCCUUGCUCCUGAAGUGUGUAUGGGAUCCAUUGAUGCAGAAGCCCUUUCCAAGAUUCCCAAGGUCGAAACUGAAGAGGACAAGAAGAUUAGAUUAGCUCGAGAGAAGAUGCCUAGAAUAGAUGAGAUGUACAACUCGUUUGAUUUUGAAACUGUUGCCAAAUCAGUCUUAAAACCUGAUGCUUGGGCCUACUACUCUUCUGGUGCCGAUGAUGAGAUCUCCAUGAGAGAAAACCACAACGCCUUUCAUCGUAUCUGGCUUCGCCCUCGCGUCAUGGUCAAUGUCAAAAAUGUAGAUGCCUCUACCACCAUGCUUGGUUCUCGCACAUCGCUGCCUUUAUAUAUCACUGCUACUGCGCUUGGUAAACUGGGCCAUCCUGAGGGUGAGGUUGUCUUGACAAAAGCUGCUAAAAAUCGAAAUAUCAUCCAAAUGAUUCCUACAUUAGCUUCUUGUUCAUUUGAUGAGAUUGUCGAUGCAGCCGCUCCUGGUCAGACGCAAUGGCUUCAACUGUAUGUCAAUGGCAAUCGCGAGGUAUCCGAGAAGUUUGUUCGCCAUGCUGAAUCCAGGGGAAUGAAAGGCCUCUUUAUCACAGCAGAUGCUCCUCAAUUAGGUCGUCGUGAGAAAGAUAUGAGACAAAAGUAUUCCCAAGAAGAUCCCGAUGAAAUUGCUCGUAAUGCCACAAAAGUCAAUCGAGAUGAAGGUGCUGCUCGUGCUAUCAGUAGCUUCAUUGAUCCAUCCCUCUGUUGGGAUGAUGUUGCUUGGUUUAAAUCUAUUACAAAAAUGCCAAUCCUUAUCAAGGGUAUUCAAACUCCUGAAGAUGCUGUUCUGGCUGCAAAGCACGGAUGUCAAGGUGUUGUCUUGUCCAAUCACGGUGGUAGACAACUUGAUUUUGCACCUUCUUCUAUUGAAAUCUUGGCAGAGACCAUGGAGGCCUUGAAGCGAGAAGGCUUGGAUAAAGGGUUUGAAGUUUAUAUCGAUGGCGGUGUCCGUCGUGGUAGUGAUAUCUUUAAAGCCAUUGCACUUGGUGCUAAAGGUGUUGGAAUCGGGCGUCCAUUUUUGUACGCCAUGUCUGCUUAUGGUGUUGAGGGUGUUGAAAAGCUGUUGGAGUUGUUCCAGCAUGAGUUUGAGAUGGUCAUGCGUUUGAUGGGUGUCACUCGUAUUGAAGACAUCAAGCCUGAAAUGGUUGAUAUUCGAAACAUCAAGGAUCAUUUUGUUGCUAAUCCUGUCGAUCAUUUGGCAAAUGCCUCUUAUGAAAGAAUGCAACCUAGAGGCCUUUCAUCUAAAUUGUAA